AUGUCCAUUUCAAACUAUAAAAGACGGACUUCACAGAAUCCGUAUUCACCAUCGUUCUCAUCGUUCACAAUAUACAGAACCGCAAUGAGCAAACCUUCUCUAUUUAGUCCAAGAAGGACUAUGAGUGCAGUAGAUACAAUGGAGCACAAUACAGGGCCUAAUAAACUUAAAAGGUGCGCUUCAUCUUCAUCAUCAUCACACAACUUUCAUGACUCCGAGUCUUCAAUAUUGAAUUCAAGUAACAUUGGACAGACAUCUGGUGUUCUGACAAGUCUAUAUGAUUCGGGAAGAAUUGCUAUAUCUAAUAUCAUGCAUUCACAGUUAAAUGACCAUACAACUAAUAGUAAGCAUGAAAUUGAUUAUAAAGAAACCUCUUUUACACCUUCAAAAAGAACUAAACUCGAGAAAACGAGACCUUUACAAUCCAACAAUGAUGACGGCAGCAAUGUGUUGAAGUUUUCAAAAGAUCCUUUUGGUUGGAAUAAAUGGGAAACAACGCCGAUUGGGGGCCCAAAUGAUCAAGAUGAUAGUAAGCCAGUCCAGUAUGGUACAAGAUUUAUGAGAAGAAAAAAAUCAAAGAGAGAAAAUAUCAAUGAUGCUAAAAUGAUUUUACGUGGUCGUUCAGAUGAAGUUUCAUAUUUAAAGCAAAUUUUUAAUGGAGAAUAUACUCUUCCAAAGGUAAUUGAGGAUGAACGACAACAACAGUUGAAGCUCCUAGAGAGGGAUAGAAAGACUGGCCAGCGCCAUAAUAAAUUUAAGAAAACUGUGAUUGAUCUAACCGAGAGAAUAAAGAAUGUUUUGUUGGAUAAUAAACAGUCCCUACUUUUAAAACAGAAAAAAGAGGAGGAUGACUUGAUUUUUAUUAAAGAAAAGAAGUUAACACCGUUAGAAAGAAAGCAUAAAGAAUUCUAUAAUGAAAAUUUGAAAUUAGAUCAAACACUUCUCAAUUUCGAAAAAGAAUUCAAAAACUAUAAGCAGUUGGUGGAAGAAAGAAAGAAGAUACAGGAUCUAAUAAGAAAAAAAAGAGAGGAAGAAUUAACUAAAAAACAAGCUUUAAAGAAACUGAUCCCCGAAUUAGAUGCUUCUAAGAUUGCUUUAGUUAAAAAGGCAUUAAGCAGAAAUGAUAACAACAUGGUAAUGAAUAAAGAUAAUUUGGAAAUAAGAGUUAGAGAUCUUAAAACUCUAGCACCUAAAAGGUGGCUAAAUGAUACUAUAAUCGAAUAUUUUAUGAAGUCCAUUGAGAAAAAGACAGAAAGAACAAUUGCUUUCAACUCAUUUUUUUACACAAGUCUUUCUGAACGUGGUUAUCAAGGUGUGAGAAGGUGGAUGAAAAGAAAGAAGGUGAAAAUUGGAGAGUUAGAUAAGAUCUUUGUUCCAAUUAAUUUAAAUCAAUCUCACUGGGCUUUAUGUCUAAUUAAUAUUCCUGAUAAGACGAUUAGUUAUGUUGAUUCAUUGUCUAAUGGUCCUAGUGCAAUGAGUUUUGCCAUUUUAAGUGAUUUGAAAAAUUACGUCGUACAAGAAAGUGGAAAAAUGAUGGGGGAAGAUUUUGAGUUCAUGCAUUUAGUUUGUCCGCAACAGCCCAAUGGUUUCGAUUGUGGUAUUUAUGUCUGCAUGAAUGCACUGUAUCUAAGUAAAGAUUCUGCAUUGACAUUUGAUCAUAAGGACGCUGUCAGAAUGAGAAUUUAUAUUGCGCAUUUAAUUUUAUCAGAUAGUACUAAAUAG
Messenger RNA from Kazachstania africana CBS 2517, 1722 nucleotides. It is a transcript of the gene ULP1, whose product is annotated as SUMO protease ULP1. The record is from RefSeq and is a predicted model, not a curated record. Gene Ontology annotation, molecular function: cysteine-type peptidase activity. Gene Ontology annotation, biological process: proteolysis. Lineage: Eukaryota; Fungi; Ascomycota; Saccharomycetes; Saccharomycetales; Saccharomycetaceae. Bases 1 to 1722 code for a protein of 573 amino acids. The transcript has a single exon.